AUGUCACAAUCAAAAUACCAACCCGGUUCAAAGGACCCCUCAUUCUUCCGCCUUUCUCGUAACGAUCCCUCUGCGGGUUUUCCGUUCGUCUGGGACGUGCUACCUGGUUACACAUACCCGCCCGCCGCAUCAUCCGGACCCCACUCGCUACUCCACCAGCGCCUCUUUCUCGCUUCACAUCUAGCAUGCUUCAUAAGAACCCAGAUCCUCACAAAUUUCGACCACACCUGUUCCGCAGGCAUUUCCACCACCAAGCUCACAGCCAAACUCGCAGGCAGCGUUAACAAACCCGAUGCACAAACUCUCCUUUUGCCCGGCUUCGAAGCAGCGUUUUUAGCCGGACACGAGAUUGGAAAAGUCCCAGGAGUUGGGUUCAAAAGUGCGCAGAAGAUCAGAGACAAGGUUCUGGGAAGAACCACUAAAGACGACGAGAUUGAAUUCACAGAGAUAUCAGAAAAGGUUACAGUAGGUACCGUAAUAUCUGUAAUAACCACACCCGCACAGCUAGAGCCGCUCACAGGCGGUAACGGGCAAAAAAUAUGGCGACUACUCCACGGGAUUGACCCUUCCAGGGUUGCCGCAGCACCAAUAGUCCCAACUCAGAUCAGUAUCGAGGAUACCUUCCGCCCCGGAAAGAUCACGUGCCUCAACCAACUAACCCCCGUGCUGCACCAGCUAACACUGAAGCUCCUCCAACGUAUGCAUGCCGAUCUGAUCGGCCCUGGCGGUGAGAAAUGGCUUGCGCACCCGAAGAAUUUUAGACUCUCCAUCCGAUUCCAUACGAGGAACAGGGACUUUACGAGGAUGAGCAGGAGCGGGCGAAUGCCGGGAUAUGUGUUUUCGUUGUCGACACCAUUGGAUGUGGUAGCGGAGAGGCUGGUGAAGGAGGUGGUUGUGGGGUUGUUUAGAGGGUUGUGCGCGGAGAGGAAGUGGGAGUUGCAGCUGGUUAAUGUGGCGGCGGUUAAUAUGGCGGAUGGGGGUGGAGGGGUCGAUAUUAGGGAUAUGUUCAGCACGCUCAGGCCAAGGAACGAAACCUGGGAGAAUAAGGAGGAGCCCACUGAAUAUCUGGAUGGGAUAGUGAACAACAGUCAACAGUACAACAGCCCACCGGAGAACGAGCCAGAACCAAUAAAGGAAGUCGAAGAGGACGAAGACGAGGGAGGGGAGCAGGAGGGGGAGGAGGGGGAGGAGGUGGUGGAGCUCGAAUGGGGUGACGGCCUUUCCGACUCCUCGGUCGAGUACGGCGGUAUCGGGUCCCGGGGUUUCUCACACAACGACCCGUGCCCCAGCUGCGGCGAGCGGUUCCCAGUCUUUGCGCUCGAGGCCCAUCGGCGGUUUCAUCAAAGUGAGACUGAGAUUGGGAGUCUGGAUUAA
Molecule: messenger RNA, 1374 nt
Organism: Morchella sextelata
Lineage: Eukaryota; Fungi; Ascomycota; Pezizomycetes; Pezizales; Morchellaceae
Exons: 1
Coding region: 1-1374 (457 amino acids)
Biological process (GO): translesion synthesis
Molecular function (GO): DNA-directed DNA polymerase activity; damaged DNA binding
Source: RefSeq, a predicted model, not a curated record